Molecule: messenger RNA, 1812 nt
Organism: Seminavis robusta
Lineage: Eukaryota; Bacillariophyta; Bacillariophyceae; Naviculales; Naviculaceae
Source: the annotation of a GenBank genome assembly
AUUUAUCAUAAAUAAUGUACCGUACUGUAGCUACAUGUAUGAUAGAUACGUUUCCGUAAACGCGGGACUGUAUUCCAUUCAUGGGUGACGUCAUCAUUUGAAAGGCAAUGACGCAAUAUUAUUUUUAUUAUGACGUCUGGAUACCUCUAUGUAAGAAUCACCAUGGCUACUGCGUACCGUACGGUAGCAAGCCCGGACCCGCCAAAAACUUCCCGAUGAAAAGCCAAUGGAGGAUCCAACAAGAACCUUUUGCGAGUUCGGUAUUGGCAGGAGCUAUAAGUUGGAAGAUCUCUUCCAUUGGGGUCUCCCUUCCUCUCACGAGAAGUCCCGAGGAUAGCUUUGGUUGCUACCCUCUUUUCCUCCAAGAUUCAUUCAAUAGAUUCCCCACUCUCAUUCACCAUGACGGACGAAAAGAAGAAACACAACGGCCGCCCCCAUCGAUGCAUCGAUGUGUGGGCCGUCCCUCCACAUCUCUUCAAAAUUGAAAAAGAAGAAAGAAUCAAGAUCAUAGAGUCCAUGGCUUUGAGCAAGGAGCAGACCCUGGUCAAGCACACGGAAGAAGGACCGUUCGAACCAAACAGUCUUACCACCCCGGCACAUAUUUCAUUUGUGGAAGAAGCCGUGGUCGUCGUGAGUUUGGGAAUCAUGAUUGGUGGACCGUUAGCAUGGAUCGCUUCCAUGAUUACUAUCCUUUGCGUGGGAACUUGGACCCAGUGCGCCGUUGCCGUGUUAAUAUCGGCUAUUUUGGCCUACCAUCCAAUGCCAUCCGUGGAAUACUCCAGAGAACAUAUCAUUAGUUCCUGGUGGACAAGAUGUAUCUACAAAUAUUUUUCCUAUCGAUUUGUGUGGUCGGGUGAUUCUCAUAUCAAAAUACACGAGGCUGUACCAUGGAUUGGGGCUGGGCCUCCACAUGGAGUCAUGCCAUUUGCCAAUGUUCUAUCAAUACCUGGAAUCAAUGCCGUACCCGGCAUUGAUUUUUUGGGAGCUCCUGCAUCGGUAGUGAUGAACACUCCCUUCCUGAGGUAUCUGACGAUUUAUCCUUCGGUUCCCGUCGGUGGUGCCUCGCUUCAAAAAGCCACCGAAGCGGGUCACUGUGUGGGAAUUGUCCCCGAUGGUAUUGCCGGUAUCUUUCGUCAGAAUGAACACAAAGAGGUGGUCGCUCUGAAACAUCGCAAAGGAUUGGCACGACAUGCCCUUCGAACGGGGACCAACAUUCUACCGGCAUACUCCUUUGGCAACACAUCUUGUUUUUCGGCUUGGUGGGACCCUUCUGGGUACAUGGAAAAGAUCAGUCGCAAAGCUCAAGCCAGCAUUUUUGUGUACUGGGGUCGCUUUGGUCUCCCCAUUCCACGGAGGUGUCAAAUUACCAUGGUCUAUGGCGACCCAAUCUACGUUGAUAAAGUAGCCGAGCCAGCGCAAAAACAGAUUGAUGAGCUUCACGAAAAGAUAUUGAAUGGCAUUCGAGACUGUUUUGAAGAGCACAAGGCUUCCCUUGGUUGGGGAGACAAGGAGUUAGAGUUUGACUAGCAAUGACAACAAGGAAACUCCUGGAUGGUUGUCCUUUUUUAAGAGUUUGUUUGGUCGAGAAUUCUCAUACAGCAAUUUGCUCACUUUGGUCAUAACAGCUACAUUGGUGUGUGAUGUAAUGCAGACUGAGAGAGAGAGUGUGAUGUCAGUGUCUUCCUCCACAUAAGUUGGUUAUUCAAAUCCGUCACAGAUGAGAUGAGAAAUAACAUCCUAGUUUAAUUAAAUGUAUUUGUACAACAGUUUGGGUCAUCCACAAAGGUACUUCGAAUCGAAUCAAUGUCUUCA